Toxotes jaculatrix (banded archerfish) is the source of this 755-nucleotide messenger RNA. RefSeq names its product opa interacting protein 5 (gene oip5). Gene Ontology annotation, cellular component: nucleus; chromosome, centromeric region; chromatin. The record is from RefSeq and is a predicted model, not a curated record. NCBI's taxonomy places the organism in Eukaryota, Metazoa, Chordata, Actinopteri, Toxotidae. The transcript is spliced from 5 exons. Bases 69 to 605 code for a protein of 178 amino acids. Gene Ontology annotation, biological process: chromosome segregation; CENP-A containing chromatin assembly.
CCGGAUUUCAAAUACACAGGCGGGAUAAAUAGCGAGCUGGUGUCCGCAAUUUUUUUUUUUUUACCAACAUGGAAUAUGAUGAAAGCCUCUUAAUGCAACGUAUCGACAACGUAGAACUGGCCAUGGGGGUAGGACACGGGCAGCCGAUGACUCUGCAUUGCGCGCAAUGCAACAUUAUCCUGGGGGACUCCGUCGGCGUCUGUGGGGAAAUUAAAUGUAUGGACUCUAUCAUGUGUCUAAGAGUAACCAGUGAUGUGGUCAUCAGUGAUGCAGUGGAGUCAGGACAUAAAGGGGAAAUGGCUAAUUGCAUCUACAGUUGUCUAAAAUGUCGCAGCUGCCGCUGUGCUGUGGGCAAAGUGAUUCACUCAGCGCCGUCACGUUUGGCCAUGAUUCGCUCCCUCUUUCUCCUCAGCAAAGCAAACAUCAGUUGCUACAUCCUCAACAGCAGCUCGAUGGUGAAAGCAUCCACACUCUCAUUUAAUCUGAAGCCCCUCAGAGAAAACAUUAAUGAGGUAAGACAGCAGUUUGAAGCGCAGUUGGAUCACAUGUCGCAUGUUAAGAACAGACUGGCCGACAGGAGUGUUACCAGUGAACUGGACAAGUAGCGUGAACAAGCUGUCUACACUGUACCUCGUCCUGGAAUUAGGGACUCUGUGCUCUUCAGUAUGUUUCCUCCUGUAGGCUAGUUUGUGUUGUAUGUUAUUUUUUCCGUGUUUGGUGCGAUUGAUGUUUUCAAUAAAUAUUUUUCAAUGAUG